AUGAUUCAAAGAAAACGAAUUUUACAACAAAGUGGAAUAUUCCUUAAACAAAACCCAGGAGAAGCUCAUCUCACAAUUGAUGAACUGCGUGAAAUGGCUGCCAGUAACAAUGCUAGUGUAUUUAUGUAUAAAGUGUCGAGAUAUGUUGGCAAUAUUUCGCUGACUGGAAUAGAGUAAGAGAGGAACUCAAAGCUAUCAUAACUAGUGUUGGAGCACCAACAUUAUUUUUCACUUUCUCCUCUGCUGAUAUGCAUUGGCCUGAGGAACAUGAUGUAUUUAAAACUGAUACUGACAAUGAGUUAGGUAACUCUACCAGUGAUGUAAGACGAAAAAUGUGAUCAACAAUCCCCAUGUUGUAGAUUAGUUUUUCACCCAAAGAUUAGAAAGCUUUGUAAAACACUGGCUUUAUAAUACGCUGGUUUCGAUAUGAAUACCAAGGUAGAAAUAGUAUCCACUGUCAUGGUACCGCUAAACUAAAUAAUGACCCAGAUUUGUGUCAACUUACUCAGACUGCUUUGAAAGGUUUCUUAGUUCAAAAAUAUAAAGAUGAAAAUUAUUGUUCUGACACAACUGAACUAGACCAAGAUAUUGAAUCUGGGCAGAAAGCAGCUGACACAGUAUGUCAGUAUGUUGAUUGGUUAUUAUCAACCGUCAAUCCUAAUCCACCAGAAGAGGGCAUGUGGAUAAGACCUGAGAUUCAUCCAUGUCAAAGAAGUCAUGACAUUCCUGAAUAUGAAAAAACAUCAGAUUAUGUAGAUCUAUUAAACAUGGUUCAACGACACACUCGUUGUAGUACAAGUUAUUGUCUUAGAAAGAAGUCAAAUGAAACAGAGUUGAAAUGUAGAUUUCAUUUCCCUUUUGAUAUUUGUCCUAAGACAAAAUUAGAAUUUGAAAAAAUUCAUACUUCAGGUGAUGAUGAGCAUUAUCGAGCUAAGAUUGUGACUAAACGAAAUGACUCUAGAUUAAAUAACCAUCAACAACUUCAGCUCCAAGGAUGGAGAGCUAACUGUGAUGUUCAAGUUGUUAUUGAUCACUAUGCUUGUGUUGAAUAUCUCACAAAAUAUGCAGCUAAAGGUGAACCAAGAUCACCUAUAUUGAAACAGGCAUUCAAUUCUAUUGUGCAAAAUGUUGACAAUAGCACUGACUCUCGUAGAGUUAUUAAGAAGGUAGUAAUGAAAUCUCUUGGUGAAAGAGAUUAUGCAGCUCAAGAGACAUCAUUUGUUGUCUUUAAAACUCCACAGCUCAUCAUAUAA
Paramuricea clavata is the source of this 1253-nucleotide messenger RNA. NCBI's taxonomy places the organism in Eukaryota, Metazoa, Cnidaria, Anthozoa, Malacalcyonacea, Plexauridae. The record is from the annotation of a GenBank genome assembly.